AUGACUACGUACGGAGCAGAUACAUUUUUAGAUGAACAUUUUAAACUUAACCAUGAUGCACCUGGACUUUUAUCAAUGGCAAACAGUGGUAUAGAUACCAACAGGUGUCAGUUUUUUAUUACUUGUGCCAACUGCAACUUUUUGGAUGGAAAACAUGUGGUAUUUGGCCAUGUCAUUGAUGGGUUGUUGGUAAUGAGAACAAUCGAAAAUGUUCCUACUGUUCCCAACAACAAACCAAAAAUACAUAUUGUCAUAUCACAAUAUGGACAGUUAUAA
Macrosiphum euphorbiae (potato aphid) is the source of this 276-nucleotide messenger RNA. The record is from the annotation of a GenBank genome assembly. Lineage: Eukaryota; Metazoa; Arthropoda; Insecta; Hemiptera; Aphididae.